AUGAGCGUGACCAAGUUCAUCAAGUGCGUCACGGUGGGGGACGGCGCCGUCGGCAAGACCUGCAUGCUCAUCUGCUACACCAGCAACAGGUUCCCCAGCGAUUACAUCCCCACCGUGUUCGACAACUUCAGCGCCAACGUCUCCGUCGACGGCAACAUCGUCAACCUCGGCCUGUGGGACACCGCCGGGCAAGAGGACUACAGCAGGCUGAGGCCGCUGAGCUACAGAGGCGCCGACGUCUUCGUGCUCGCCUUCUCCCUCAUCAGCAGCGCAAGCUACGAGAAUGUCCUCAAGAAGUGGAUGCCAGAGCUCCGCCGGUUCGCGCCCAACGUCCCCAUUGUUCUAGUUGGGACCAAGCUAGAUCUGCGUGACCACAGAGCCUACCUCGCCGACCAUCCCGGUGCCUCGGCAAUCACAACCGCACAGGGUGAAGAACUCAGGAAGCAGAUCGGCGCCGCAGCGUACAUCGAGUGUAGCUCAAAGACACAGCAGGUAGUGCAACCGAGACCAGAGGCCGCGUUGGAAUUAAACGUCAAGGCUGUCUUCGACACCGCCAUCAAGGUGGUCCUUCAGCCGCCGAGGAGGAGGGAGGUGAUGGCGGCCAGGAAGAAAACUAGGCGAAGCUCUGGAUGCUCCAUCAUGUAA
Messenger RNA from Triticum turgidum subsp. durum (durum wheat), 645 nucleotides. NCBI's taxonomy places the organism in Eukaryota, Viridiplantae, Streptophyta, Magnoliopsida, Poales, Poaceae. The record is from the annotation of a GenBank genome assembly.